AUGGAGAACGCCUCUGAAACUGAUUCUUACAUGCCCUCUGGGCUUUUCCCCAAUAUGCGAAGGCGAAAGUCCGACGACACCAUCACUAACCGACCGUCGCUGUACUCGGAAACUGAAUCUUCAUCGAUUCUGAAUCUCCGAAACAUCCUCUUCAAUGCUGCUCCCACUACGGUAUCCAGAGCCUCAACUCAAGACAACGCCAGUAGCGAAACUGUUGACAAAGUAACAGACGAAGAAUCUCGUGAGUCUUUCGACUCUUCUAUAAUAGACGAAUUAACUAGAGACAGAAACUACUCUCAGCAGAAUGGCAAUUUCAAGUAUUUAGAUGCUUACCAACAAGCCAAAAGAGCACGCCCGAGCUUCGAAGGUUCUGUAUUCGAACUCUCGUCACUCCCUGACUUUGAGAAGUACGUGAAACAGACCCAAAUAAACGAUUCCAUAAGGGACAAAGUUGCCUCGUCGACGGUCCGAGAUGGCCCUGCAACUUUGGAGAUAGUGAACAAUGAAGAAAUGAAAGAAAAGUUUUUUACAGACGACUACAGCUUCCAAGGUGACAUCAAGAAGCCAAGAAAGCCAGAGCCGGCAUGGCACAAGGAUAGACGAUGGUACUCGUUCCCUAAAAAAGACAAUACUGAUUUGCAGUUUCGUGAAACAUUAACAUCUCCAACACUGAGCUCUGACGAGUCUGGUACUCCUCAGAAGUUCUUGCAAAGAAAGCUUCGUAUGCGGCAUCUUCAAAUGAUUUCAUUUGGCGGAACCUUGGGUGUUGGACUUUUCCUCAAUAGUGGAAAAGCUUUCACUAUAACAGGAGGCUUUGGUACCCUAUUGGCAUUUAUGAUUUGUGGAUCUAUCAUAUUGGCAACUAUUGUUUCCUUUUGUGAAAUGGUGACAUUCGUUUCUGUAGUGGAUGGUGUAUCAGGUUUGAGUUCAAGAUUCGUGGAAGACGCCUUUGGAUUCGCCGUGGGCUGGAUGUAUUUUGCCAGUUUUGCGUUUGGCCUAGCAGGCGAAAUUGUCGCUAGCAUCAUCAUGCUCUCAUUUUACCCUCAACUAAGCAUCGUGAAUAACAAAGGAGCUAGUGCAGGGUUUGUGGUUUUAUUUCUAGGGAUUAUUUUGUUCAGCAACUUGAUAGACAUCAGAAUUUUUGGAGAAGUCGAGUACAUUUCCAGUGUCAUCAAGUUAGUCGUGCUUCUGGUACUUCUUAUAAUCAUGAUUGUAUUGAAUACCGGGGGCUUUGGAACCGAGGCUUUGGGGUUCAAAUAUUGGAAUUAUCUGAAAUCAGAUUUCGAUCAUGACUUAAUAUUUGGGUUAUUUCGCCCGUCAUUCAACUUACAUGACGAUGGAACUUCUACUCCAUCUGAAGGAAUAGGAGGUUCCGCCGGAAGAUUUCUUUCUCUUCUUACGGCUAUACUAGUGGUGACAUACGCAUACAGCGGGACUGAAAUUGUGUGUGUUGCUGCCUGUGAAGCCAAAAAUCCCCGGAAAGCGCUACCUUCAGCCACCAGGCGUGUCAUAUGGCGUAUCUUGAUUUUCUAUUGCUUGGCGGCAUUGUUGGUGGGAAUUAAUGUUUACUCAGGAGACCCUAGAAUGUUAAGAUACUCUCUGGGGACAACAGGUGUUUUGCCAAAAGACUUUCUGACGAAUUACGCAGUCCAGUACGCCGGGGGUUCGGAGUGCAAAAUACAAUCUGAAGUGUACGCUGGCUUCGGAAGUGGAGCUCAAAGUCCUUGGAUAGUUGCACUUCAGUCGGCUGGCCUCUGUAAAAUGUGCUCAGUUGUCAACGGUUUUCUUGUCUUUUUCGCUAUCAGUUGUGGAAACGCUCAACUUUACGUCAGUUCUAGGACCGUGUAUCUGAUGGCAUUGCAAGGAAAGGCACCCAAGUUUUUGGCAAACUGUAACAGAUUUGGUAUUCCUUACAAUGCAGUACUUUGUGCCGCAAGUUUUGGUCUCUUGGCAUUCAUUUGUGUAUCGCAACAAGCAACAGGAGUCUUCCAGAAUCUCACAAGCUUGAUUUCGUCUUCAGGAAUCAUGGUCUGGUUCUCAAUGUGUGUAUCAUACAUCCGGUUCUAUUAUGGAUUGAAGAAAAGACCUGAUAUUAUCAGUCGCGAUGACAAGUCUUAUCCUUACAAGUCGAUAUUCCAGCCUUAUACUGCCAUGUGGGGAGCGUUUGGCAGUGCUUUCAUUCUCAUAUCGAUGGGAUGGGUUGUGUUUUUAAAGGACGAGUGGGAUACCUGGUUUUUCUUCCUGAGUUACGGCACACUAAUGUUGUUCGCAGUGCUUUAUUUCGGUUACAAAUUUGCCAAAGGAACCUCUUUUGUCAGCCUUGAGCAGCUUGACUUUGAUACUGGACGAACUGAAAUGGAUCGCUACAUUUGGGAUGGAGGAAGAGAGUAUAAUUUGAGAAAUUGGAAGGACCUUGCUAGGAAAUGGCUUCGUCUCCUAUCAUAG
Messenger RNA from Meyerozyma guilliermondii ATCC 6260, 2445 nucleotides. It is a transcript of the gene SSY1, whose product is annotated as Ssy1p. The coding region runs from base 1 to 2445 and encodes 814 amino acids. The record is from RefSeq and is a predicted model, not a curated record. Gene Ontology annotation, biological process: amino acid transmembrane transport. The transcript has a single exon. Gene Ontology annotation, cellular component: membrane. Gene Ontology annotation, molecular function: amino acid transmembrane transporter activity. Lineage: Eukaryota; Fungi; Ascomycota; Pichiomycetes; Serinales; Debaryomycetaceae.